Poecile atricapillus (Black-capped chickadee) is the source of this 7855-nucleotide messenger RNA. Its product is annotated as lysine-specific demethylase 7A-like. Gene Ontology annotation, molecular function: histone demethylase activity; transcription coregulator activity. The record is from RefSeq and is a predicted model, not a curated record. The transcript has 20 exons. Gene Ontology annotation, biological process: protein demethylation; regulation of transcription by RNA polymerase II. Lineage: Eukaryota; Metazoa; Chordata; Aves; Passeriformes; Paridae. The coding region runs from base 188 to 2944 and encodes 918 amino acids.
CCGCCCGCCCCGUGCGCGUGCCAGCCGGCGGCGGGGGGCGCGCGCGGCGUGCGGGGCCGGCACGCGCGCUGUUGUUAUUGGCGGCGCCGCCGCGGCCGCGGCGGAGGGAGCCGGGCGCGGGGGGGAACGGGACGGGACGGGGAGGAGCGGAGCGGGGCGGGCGGCUCAGUCAGGGAGUUCUUUAAAGAUGGCCGGAGCGACGGCCGCCGCCGCGACCCCCGUGUACUGCGUGUGCCGCGAACCCUACGACGUGAGCCGCUUCAUGAUCGAGUGCGACAUCUGCAAGGACUGGUUCCACGGCAGCUGCGUUGGGGUAGAGGAGCACCAUGCUGUUGACAUUGAUCUAUACCAUUGUCCCAACUGUGCAAUUCUCCAUGGACCUUCUCUAAUGAAGAAGAGGAGAAACUGGCACAGACAUGACUACACAGAGCCAGAUGAUGGCUCCAAACCAGUGCAGGCUGGAACACGGACCUUUGUUAAACAGCUGCGGGCUCGCUCUUUCCCAAGUGCUGAUGAAGUAAUUUUGAAAAUGCAUGGAAGCCAGUUAACACAAAGAUAUCUGGAGAAACAUGGGUUUGAUGUUCCCAUUAUGGUUCCUAAAUUAGAUGGUUUGGGACUCAGACUUCCUCCACCAACUUUCUCCGUUUUAGAUGUGGAACGCUAUGUAGGUGGUGACAAAGUGAUAGAUGUCAUAGAUGUAGCAAGACAAGCAGACAGUAAAAUGAAGCUCCAUAAUUACAUUAAAUACUUCACAAAUCCUGACCGACCCAAAGUAUUGAAUGUGAUCAGCCUGGAAUUCUCGGACACAAAGAUGUCUGAAUUAGUGGAAGUACCAGACAUUGCCAGAAAGCUUUCAUGGGUGGAAAACUAUUGGCCAGAUGAUUCUGUCUUCCCUAAGCCUUUUGUUCAGAAGUAUUGCUUAAUGGGUGUCCAGGACAGCUAUACAGAUUUUCAUAUUGAUUUUGGAGGAACAUCAGUUUGGUACCACGUUCUCUGGGGUGAGAAGAUAUUCUAUUUGAUCAAGCCCACUGAUGAAAAUUUGGCUCUCUACGAGUCCUGGAGUUCAUCUGUCACCCAGAGUGAAGUAUAUUUUGGGGACAAGGUUGACAAGUGUUACAAGUGUGUUGUGAAGCAAGGACACACUUUAUUUGUUCCAACAGGCUGGAUUCACGCUGUGCUCACAUCUCAGGAUUGUAUGGCUUUUGGAGGAAACUUUUUGCACAACCUCAACAUUGGCAUGCAGCUCAGGUGUUAUGAAAUGGAGAAGAGGCUUAAAACCCCGGAUCUUUUCAAAUUUCCUUUCUUUGAAGCCAUCUGUUGGUUUGUGGCCAAAAACUUACUGGAAACAUUGAAAGAACUGAGGGAAGAUGGUUUCCAGCCUCCAGGUUAUUUAGUGCAAGGAGUGAAGGCUUUACUUACUGCUUUAAAAUUAUGGAUGAAAAAGGAACUUGUAACAGAACAUGCCUUUGAAAUUCCAGACAACAUUAGGCCUGGGCAUCUCAUCAAAGAGCUUUCUAAAGUGAUUCGUUCUGUAGAGGAGGAAAACAGCAAAUUAGUUAAAACUCAGGGAAUUCUUGGUGUGUCUCCAACUUCACGAUCUUCACAUGAAACAGCUUCCCCUCACCACUCCAGACGAAGGGUGAGGAAGCUGCGAGACCAUGCUACCAAAACUCCUUCUAAUCUGGACAUCCUGGAACUCCACACUAGGGAGGUACUGAAAAGGCUUGAGAUGUCACCAUGGGAAGAGGAUAUCACAAACUCAAAACUGAAUGGGAGGUUUAACAAGCCCUUCCAGCCCUCUUCUACAGUACCUGAAUGGAGAACAAAAGACAAUGAUCUUCGCCUUCUGCUGUCAAAUGGAAGAAUAAUUAGAGAUGAGAGACGUCCAUUUACAGAUCGAAGUCUUUACACAGCGGACAGUGAAGAUGAAGAUGACAGGACAAGGUCGAAAAAGACAGCUGUUAAGGUAGAAGACCAGCCCUCAGGGUUUGAAGGAGAAGGGAAUGCAGAUGCCCAGAAGCCACUGAACAUGUUCUUUGAAAGUGUGAAAUCAGAACUCAGGAAUGGAUCCUCAGAGUACUCUGAUAUUUCUGAUUCAGAAGAAUCUGAGCCUGAUUGCACUACACAGCAGAAGGAUUCCUCCACAGAGGAGUCAGAAAGCUCAGGUGAUGAAGAGAAGCAGGAAGUAACAUCAAAUUUCAAAGAGGAAUCUAAGGUCACAAGAGAUCUUUGUCAAAAUACCCAGAAGCCAUCCAGAAAUGAAACUCCCAGUAAAAAGGAAUGUCCUACCUCGACAAGUACAGAAGAAGAAGCUAUUCAGGGCAUGCUUUCUAUGGCAGGAUUGCACUAUACUACAUGUUUACCAGGUCAUACUCAAAGCACAGACUGCACAAAUAAAAGAACCUCUCUUCAGGAACACAGAAGCUACCCCAGGAGUCGGCAUAAAGACAGACAGCCAUCUCAGAGCCACAAAACCAUAGAAUGUGGUAGGUCUGUGAAGGAGGAGGAAGGAGACUUGGGAACUUCAUCAUGGACUAGACACCUGAAUGAAGCUUCGAGGAUUACCCCUCAGGAUGCAAAUAAGACUCAAAAAUAUAUCAAGAAGGAGGGUUCAUCAGAAGCCAGUCUUAAGGUUCAGGAUAACAGAAGCAUAGUCCACAGCAACAGCUUGAGUUUUCAGCAUGGCAAAUACACACGAGACUCCAGCCUGAUGCAAGCAGAAUGUCAGCUGAGUGAUGGCAGCCUUAGCCCUGACAGGCCCUAUGGUGAAACAUCCUUGUCUGUACCACUGCACCCAACAAAGAGGCCAGCAUCAAAUCCACCCCCUAUCAGCAACCAGGCAACAAAAGGCAAACGUCCAAAGAAAGGAAUGGCAACUGCUAAACAGCGCCUUGGGAAGAUCCUGAAGCUGAACCGGAAUGGCCAUGCACGCUUCUUUGUUUAAUGUAGCUGCUACUUCUACUACUGCUGUCUUUCCUACACAGACCAGUAUUGAGGGCAACAGAGCCUGGAGCUGCUGUUACUCCUCUGCUUGAAGCAGACUUGCAUGUACCAUAGAAAACACUGCCUGAUGAACAAAAGAAAGAAAGAAAAAGAGAAAAGAAAAAAAAAAGAAAAAAUAAAAAAAAACAAAACACACAAAAAAACCCAACCCAAUGCUGCAUUUUCACUGUGCCACACCUGCUCAGCAAUAACCAUACGGGAACGGGGAAAUCUUCAGAGAGACAUGGACUGUGAGAAAUAGUCUCUCAUCAGGGCUUGAUUAUCAUUUGUUGCUGGUAGUUUCUGACCUAAAUUAAUGAGGGGAAGAUGAUGAAGGUGGUUUAUCAAUAAUUUAUUUCUGAUAGAUUUUUCACAACUUUAAAAUUCAUUUAAGAAACUAUUUAUUUGGAAGACUUUUUCUGUGGGGGGGUUAUUAAUUUAGAUUUAAUAAUGUGAAAGUUUUAAAUUGUUUUGAUAAUGUGUGUUUGGUGCAGUGGAGAGCCACAUUAAUUGUGAUUAGUCUGGACUCCUAAAUUUGGUAUUCAGGUUAUAGUCUUAAAUAGGGAUGAGAUGCAUUAUUAAUUAUUUUUUAAAUUAAGGCAUAAGGAAUCUUUUUAUUUUUUCCUGCUUUUUGUAAGCUGUUGGCUGGGCUUCUGUUGACUUGCAAGUUGCUUAUUCUCUGCCAGCUUGAUUAUUUUUUGACUUGUCCUUUUUAAUAUCAGAUUUAUUUAUUUAAUGGACUAGAAGAGACUCCUAAAGAAUAAUUUUCUUAUGUCAGUCCAGUAGCUAACUUGUUUUAAACUCCACCUCUUUCCUCCAAAUCUGAGUACAUAUUUUCCUCCUGAUGAUCUGUCUGUGAUGGUUUUCUUCUAUAAAAAGACUCCCUGAAACUGUAUUUGUUGAAGUUAUUUAAGAGUUGGUACAAAGGAGGAAGAUCCAAUAUAUCUUUUGGAGGAACGGGGACAUCAGUUACGAUAAAUGUUUCUUCAGAACAGUUGCUCUCAAAUAACUCGUAAGAUACUCAUUGCAGUCAUAAGAUUUGGCAUUUUACUUAAUGUAGCAUGGAAGAAGCAUUGAAGUGUUGUUAUUGUAUGUUAAACACAUUUUACUGAAGAGUCAUGAAAGCAGGAGAACGUGUUGCUUUCAAAGCUGGGCGAGACAGCAAAUUAAAAGUCUUAACUGGUCCAUAUAUAUAUAAGCAUUUAAGUAGCUUACUGGUAUCAGAAUGAUUGUUUGCGUCAGGCUUCAUACAGAACUGAUAGCAAAUGCCAAUUCUGAAUUAUUGUAAAUAAUUUUGAUUUAAAAUUUGUAUUUUUCUGUAAUAUAAAAUUAAAUAUUUAACUUUUGACGGACGGGGAUGAAGGCAGAAAGGGGAAUACUUUUACUUGAUUCUGGAAAAAGGGCAUUUUGCAGGGUCCAGCCAAAUGUAAACAUUAAUAUGCUAGUGACAACAAUAUUGUUGGUUGAGUUUUUUUUUGUUGUUUGUUUGUUUGUUUGGUUUUUUUAUUUGUAAGAGUAAAAAUACCCCUGCAUAGCUGUCUAAGACAUCAAAUUGAUUUUAAUUUUCCACACCAAUUUUUCCUUCCUCCAUAUCCUAUACUGGAAUAAUAUUCUCAUGUAGUUUGGAAACAAAGUCAGUUUUAUUUUCAGAAUAUUUGUGCAAAGUUAUUUUUAUUUAGGCUAGAUUAUGAAUGCCUCUAGAAAUUUGUGGAAAUAGUUCUGAUGUCAGGUGUCCUUUAUUGCUGCAGGGUUGGAACCAAUUACCAUUGUUACCCUGUUUCUAAAUGGAGAAACAUCAAAAUAUAGUGCCACUGCAAAAAAGUCAGGUAGCCUUCAUAGCUUUACUUUAUCUGGAGCUUGAAAAUUAUAGUUUAGGAGUGUUUUUUGCAGCCCUACUUUUACAUUAUGACAACAUGACUUGUUUUGUGACUUGUAUGGAUGAAUUUUUGAACUUUUUUUGUUUGUUGAUUAAUGUUUCACAAAAGCAAGUUUUUAGUAUUUUUAAUUUUUUUUUUAAUUUAACGCAAGUUAUCAACCUUUAGAAUAUUGGGAAUGGAGGUAGUCAAGGAUUUCUAAAAAGUAGAAGAUAAGCUAAGAAGUAUUCUACAGGUGCUGAAAAUGACUAUAAGGACUUGCUGUUCUCAGGUGCUAUGUUUUCUAGAUGGAAAUAGUUAAAAGAGACUAUAUUAACUCUCUUCUAAUAUGUUCUCACCAAAGUAAGUCAAAGAAAUAAACUAUAUUGUCAAUAUUAGUUAAAAUUAUAUACCCAUAUAAAUUUUCUCUUCAUUUAAACUGGAGCAAAUGGUUUAAUGCCUGCCAGGCUGUGGAAACUGUUUUAGCUUUAGCAUAUUGAACCAGACUGUUUCCUUCCUGCUGGCUGUACAAUUUCUAAUGAUAGAAAAUUCCAGUUUAGGGCAGCAGUCAAGAUUCAGAGCAGAAUAAAGUAUGAGUUCUCUCUCCUUAAAGAGAGAUUUUUGUCUGAAGUAAAAGUAUACCAGAAUAGAAUCUGGAGUAAGGAAUUUUAAAAUACAGAGUAUGCUUCCUUAUACAUGUGAUUGGUUUAUAGAAAGUCCCUUUUCUGACCAUCCACGCUAUUUAUCUGUAUCUUACUGUUGAAACAUAGAUAUGGCUGGACCCAUAUAUAUUAUUUCUUCUUGGUUUUAUCCUUUCUUUUACUCUAAUUUUCUACCUUUUUUUUUUCCAAGUGGCUCUCCACUGUCAUGAAUUUAUGUAGUAGUCUCUUCACAGACUGUCAACAGGCAGAGGUUCAUUCCCAUUUUCUUCAAAUAUCCAUGCUUCCAGCAGAAGUUAAAUCUGAUGUUCCAACUCAGAAAUAAGUAAUUCAAAAGAAAUUGCCAUGUUGAGCAGUAUUAAAAAAAAAUAGGAAAACAACAAAGGGGAAAAAAUAAAUCCCCUGGUAGCUCAUGAAGAGGAUGUGGUGACCUCACUUGUUUUGUGUACUUGUAUGUAGAGAUGUAUUUAUUGUGUUCUAGCUGAAAUCACUUCUGCACCAAUCUUUCUGUAGAUGGACUGAACCUUGUGUUGUUGUAGUGGAGAGAAAAAGCCCAAUUUUUUUUCUUGCUGUCUCACUUGGGGUGGAAGAGGGAGGGAGUAGGGGAACACUGGCUGGACAACAGCAAAUUACGCCUGCUAUGGUAACUUGUUUUCAAGGAUAAUCUUUUUUGAAAAGUCAGAGAACUCACAUUUGGCAUAAAACUCAAUUUUUAUUUUUUUUUUCUAGGCAGAACAAUAGGAAACGAAAUAUUGUAGGGGUUUUCCCACUCUCUUAAGUUCUCACGUUCCUACAAUUGCAAGAAAAAGAAACAAAUAUGAAAAUGGAAAGACCACCUAGAAACUAUAUCAAAGACUCUUCCAGCAACUUUCCCUUUUCUUCUCCUACUGUACUUGCUAAUAAACCCUGGCUACAGGGUAGCCUUUGUUGACCUCUGAGGUAGAUUACCUAUGCAACCUAUAAUACUCUCCAUGAAUUAAUUCUUAAAGAGAAUUGUGGAAGGGUUAGAUGUUGAGAGUUAAAAUUGUUGCUUUCUGAUCACAUGGGGGGUUUUGAGUAUUUUUAUUUUUUAAUUAUUUUUUGGUGGUUGAAGUGUUUACCUUUGGUAGAGAUGUAAGAGAACACAGUGUCAUGAUCACAUUUUAGAUGCUUCAGCUUUCCCUGGGCUUUGCUCUAAGGUGUAAGCUACCUUCACUUACAAGACCAUAAAGUUGCAAGUGUUGAAAAUUCUUGCAGGAUUUCAAAGCCAGAGCUGGUUAGAAUCUCACCUACCCCCUUUUGCGGUGGAGACUGAGCAGAGCUGAAACUAGAAUGACCCAGUGCCCUCUUUAGGCUCCACAUGCCCACCUGUCCCUUCACACUCCCACCAGGACCCCCAAGCCUUGUGUCUUUCCAGAAUGUCAUUCACAUAAUACUUCCAGACCAUUAAAAGCUGUUUGUAGCUGUGGGGCUGAGGGAGCCCAGCACUACUUUUUGACAGAAGAAAUAUAAAUGGAACCAAGGGCCUUACUGUUUAUCAUUAAACAAGAUGAAAAGCUGCAACAUCCAUUUUUCCAAAAAAGAAACCCAACAAAACAAACCACCCUGGUAACCCUCUUUGUGGGAGAGUAUGAAUGAUAAGUCAUGCAGUGGAUGGGAAAUGAAAGUAGCACUGAUAAGGAGAUGCAUUCUUCAUAGGCUGCAUUUCUAUUUGGAAAAGAAAGGACUUUUUCUACUUUUAAUAUAAAUUAAGCCAUAAGAAUUUCAUGCUGUGGGAAGGGAAUGAAAGGGAUCACUUUAAGAGAUUAUAUUGAUAUGUAUUGUCACUUCUGCUGGGAAAUGUCUAUUGCUGCCAAUGCUUUGGUGAAUCUUUUUUUUUUUUUAAAAAAACAUGGAAUUUGAAAAAAAAAUGGGGCUAGUUCUUGGCUAUAUUUACUAGUUUUGUAGUAAUGUUUUGCUGGCCCAUUUGUCUUCCCCCCUUUUCUACUCUCAUAGUCUAAUUUCUGUCUUUCCUUCUUAAUGUUUCUCAAAAUACUAGCUUGUCUGCUCAGUAGGGGUCGGUGUAUGUGUGUCUUCCUUUUUACAGAAACGCACUACUGUGUUAAGUAUUGGCUGGGAAAUGGGAUGCUGCAGCUUUAAGAGCAUUUUUUCAAUUCAUAACAGUAUUUCCCAUCCUCUUUUGCCUGCAGGCAGGGAAAGUGUAUGUACAGUAUUUAUUUUGUUUUGAUUUUACUUUAAAUUUGUAAGUUUCUAUAAGUAGUUCACAUUGACUAUUCUAGGGGAGGACAAGUGGCUUUGUUUAAAUUUGUAUUUGAUAUUCAUAGUUUCCACUUUCUGUACUUUAAAAUACUGAAAUUAAAAAAUUGUAUGCUUAUGUUUUGA